Messenger RNA from Girardinichthys multiradiatus, 2908 nucleotides. Its product is annotated as ankyrin repeat domain-containing protein 54-like. The record is from RefSeq and is a predicted model, not a curated record. Gene Ontology annotation, molecular function: protein binding. The transcript has 8 exons. The coding region runs from base 286 to 1254 and encodes 322 amino acids. NCBI's taxonomy places the organism in Eukaryota, Metazoa, Chordata, Actinopteri, Cyprinodontiformes, Goodeidae.
CACUGUGCAAUAGCUGUCUCUUUUGCUACUUUGACACAAUGAAAUGUAAAUUGUAAAAUAGCUGACAUCUUGGUGUCGUAAAGGCGAAGGUUUUGUGUUGUUUUAAUAGUUCAACUUAUCUAUGAUGGGAGUGCUUUUCUAAGGGAGUUCAUUACGCUUCCUGCAAUGGCUCCACGUAUAUCAGUGGCUGCAGCUAUAUUCCCCUGAGAGUUGUUUCCUCCGAGCGCUGGCAGAACCUGUGAGCAUAGACGGUUAUAAACUGAGCUAUCUAUGUAGCAGUAAAACAUGGACGGAUGGACCUCUGUCGUUAUUUCGGAAAAUGACCGCUCCAUCUCCGAGGGUGAGUACAUGCUAGGGCACGGACUUGGAGGUGAGACCCGGAAAGCGGCGGACGGAGAGCCGCGGAAUGCGGCAGCGAGGAUGGAGGACAUGGGCGCAGAAGCAGCAGCAUCGGUGGGGUUCGGGAUUAGUGGAAUAGGGGAAGGAAAAAUGGUUUUGGGUCGAGUCGGGUCGAGAGAGGACAAAGAGCACAGGUAUCUGCACCUUUUGUGGGAACCGGGGCGAGGUGAGCUCGCUCCGGGUGGUGUGGCGAGCAGGCUGGGGAAGAUAGCGGGGAGCAGAGCCAGGAGACACCAGCGAGCCGUGCGGAACCUUGGUCCUAUGGGGAAAGACAUUUACGCUGCUAAAAGAAUGAGGGAAGCUGCCAACAGCAAUGAUAUAGACACAGUGCGAAAGCUCCUGCAGGAUGACAUAGACCCCUGUGCUGCAGAUGACAAGGGCAGGACAGCUCUUCACUUCUCAUCCUGCAAUGGCAAUGAUGGCAUCGUGCAGCUGUUGUUGAGUUAUGGUGCUGACCCCAACCAGAGAGACAGCCUGGGAAAUACCCCUCUGCACCUGGCGGCCUGCACCAACCACGUGCCUGUAAUCACCACAUUGCUGAGAGGAGGAGCUCGCGUGGAUGCCCUUGACCGAGCAGGCCGGACCCCGCUGCAUCUAGCCCGCUCCAAACUUAACAUUUUGCAGGAAGGAGAAUCACGCAGCUUGGAGACCCUCAGAGGAGAAGUCACUCAGAUAAUUCAAAUGCUCAGAGAGUACCUGAACCUAAUGGGCCAAAGUGAAGCGAAAGAGAGACUGGAGCACAUUUCAACGCAGCUGCAACACACACGCACCAGAGAGCAGGUGGAUGAGGUGACUGAUUUGCUGGCUAGUUUUACAUCACUUAGUCUACAGAAACAGAACCUGGAUGCUAGGUAGAAGAUUAACUGAACACAGAGCUGACCUCCAGCUCCUUUUUAAAACUGCCAAGGCUCUAAUUGUCUGUGUACAUCCAUAAGGGCACAGGUCUAACAUCAGACCGGGAUUGGCUGUCAUUGUUUAUUUAAAUGACUGCUAUAGACAACAGCUCUGCGCCUUUUUGUUUUAACCCAGGCAAGAAAGCUUUAACAACAACGUUUCUCCUGAAGUUUUCUGAAUGGGUUUUCUAAUAAUACUGGGAUUGUAAAGUUGUCAACUUGAUACGAAACCCAUUGAUGUUAUGGUUAAUAUGUUCUGACUUUUUUAAUUCCAGAAAAAAGUCCUGUUGAUAAAUCUCAGAAAAACCACAGAUGCAUCAAUCAAAAAGUUUUGUGGCUCUGAGAUUUUUUUUCAAACUUCUGACCCACUGAUUCUAAUUUCUUUAUAAGUACUAUAUUUAUUAUAAUUUUUGGAUAAAUUAAAAAUAUUAACUCCUCACAACAGUUUUGAUAUAAGUAAAAUUCUCUUUAAUACAGCUUAAUUCUUUGAGGUCAUUAUAUGACAAAUACAUCUGUACAAAUAAAGCAAACUCCUUUUAUAAUACUCACUUCUUUUUUUUUUUUUGCAUUUGCAGAAUGUGGAAGUGCACAAUGAAAUAUAUUUUUUGCAUUCAAUAUAAAUUGCAACUGUUUCCAAAAUAAUAUUUGAGUGAAAAAAAACCUUUGAUUUACUGCCAGAUGUGUCAGAUUGUUAAAUCGUUCCUACAUUUAUUGUAACUCUGUACUGGAGCCUUAAGAAGUCUUUCUGUGAUUGCUCAGUAAGUAGUUCCAUUAGAACUAGAGCUAACAUCAUACUGGGUCUAUGUGUGAGAAAUGGGAGAGAAAGAGAGAACAGUCAGUGUUACUAAACUCUACAGUUAAGCAGGAAGUCAUUAUUUAAUCAACAAAGACAACCUAAUUACAGAGAUGACAUUUUAAGCUGUUUUCCCCAUCCUAUACUAGGAAUUAGCACAGUUAGCGUUACCAACUUCAGUCUCUGUGUGUAUUUCCUAGAUAACGUAUACCCUAACCUUAAGUAAGAAGACUUCUAACAUUUCCAAAUCUAGCGUGUUCCAUAACAGAUAGAAUCUAGAUUUUAAAAAGAGCAACUUUAAGUCUUCUUCUCUCAAGAACAACUAAUACAUUAAAGAGGGUCGUCAGCAUGACCUGUUAGCGCUUUUGCAUGGUCGGUUAACUGAUCGGGAAAAAGAUACGAUUGGUCGGUCAUAAUUAUUGGCUCGGCAAGUGUAAAGUCAGCCAAUUCCUGUCACCAUUUACUGGUGCAUCUCUUAGAAAAAGUCAUUCAGAGGAUAGGUAAAAAACUGAAAACAGGAGUCCAAUGUAACUGAGAUAAGGUGGAACCAUGGCUUUUGUAUAAGAGACUGUUUAUUCAAAUACUGUCCAUGAGCUCACUCGUUCUCGUUUUGCCUUAUGUUCAUUGAAUAUACUGUGAUAAUUACAGGACACAGUGGGUUAACAGUUUUAACUGGUGUAUCUUGUUUUCUUGUCAAAGUGUCUUUUUUUAAUUGCCUUAUUUUUUUUUAACUGUGCACAAUUACUCUUUGUGAACUUUGUUGUAAAGAAUGUUUUGCUGUUCGAAAUUAUUAUGAACCAAUAAAUCAAUACGUUGGCUGCGA